AUGUCCAGAACAGAGAAGCUGGCGAGACUCAGAGCCGCCAGGAGUGGUGCCAAAGUGGACGACUACCACUCCGAUAAUGACGAGAACCUGAACAUCUACGACGAGGUUGACGAGAACCAGUACCGGAAACACAAGCGGGACCGUGUUCUGAACGACGACUUUAUUGUCGACGACAACGGCGAGGGGUACGCCGAAACGGGCGCAGACGACUGGGAGGCGCAGAACGCAGCGGCAUACGGGUCCGAGGACGAAGACGUCGACGCAGAAGAAAACGGAAAUGGGAGGAAACAGCCCAAGAAGCUGAGGAAGGUUAAGAUGAUCAAGGACUCGAACGGCGGUGCGGCAAGCAAGGGGAUCGACUCCUUUUUCAAACAGCCCGCCGUGAGCUUCGAAAAGAAACAGCAGAUGAAAAAGAAAGACAACGACCCGAGCAUCCUCAACGACAUUCUCUCCGACUUCACGUCCAAGGCGACCAGCUCGUUGAAGAAAAAGCAGACGGCGAUCAACAAACACGUGAUCAACACCUCCACGCCGGCGGCAAAGAAGGCCCGCAACUUGUCCGCUACCAACACCCACUCCUUUGAUUCCACCUCCCCAAGCGCCAAGAGAUCGAACGACACAAGAACAAUCAUGCACGAUGAGACGUCCUUCUACACCGCUCCGCAGUUUGACGAGUCGGUGCCUUUGGAGACCCCCUCUUCACCAAUCAGAACCUCCGAGACUGCGGCCAAAAACCUCAAUAUACUUGAUGCCUUGGACGACGUCUCCAUGGACAUCUCUGGCGGAGCCGACGACGUAGAAGCCAACGACUUUGACGAUGAUGACGAUGAAGAUGACGAUAUCAUUAUUUCCAAAAGGAAGAAAGUGUCCGCAGUGAUAGAUCGGAAAAUGAAAGCCGUUGAUUCUUCUCCGUUGAAAAACGCCAAACAGCUGGACAUAGAAUCUUCGCCAUCUAAGGCUUCGAACGUGUCGAACUUGUCAAACAUAACCUUUGAAAAGCUAGAGGGUAACGAUGUGGUCAUGAAGGAUGAGGAUGGGGAUGAGGGGAUUCAGAUGUUCUGGUUGGACUAUAUUGAGCUAGACAACUCUUUAUUGCUCUUCGGUAAAAUCAAAACAACCGACGGGAGGUUGGUCUCCGGUAUGGUCCAAGUCAAUGGGCUUUGCAAAACAUUAUACUUUCUUCCUAGAGCGAAAAAGCCGGUCAACGACGACGACGACGACGACAACGACGACGAAGAGCAAGUGGAUGAUGACCCAGAGAAACCUUGCAGCCCAAUGGACGUAUAUGACGAAAUAAUCCCACUUUUGAUGGACAAAUAUGGACUGGACUCGAUCAAGGCCAAACCCCAACACAUGAAAUACGCAUUCGAACACCACGAUAUCCCAAAAGAAGCAGAAUACUUGAAGGUUUUGCUACCCUACAAAACUCCUAAGAGUAAAGGUGUUUCAAUUCCAGCGAACCUCACAGGAGAGACAUUUGCUGCCGUUUUUGGUACCAAUACAUCUAUCUUUGAGUCUUUUGUCAUGCAAAGACAGAUUAUGGGUCCUUGCUGGUUAACCGUUACAGGAUGUGACUUCUCAAGUUUGCAAAACGUUUCACACUGCAACAUCGAGCUGUCAGUUUCUUCGCCUAACGAUAUAUCUCCCGAUCUUUAUACUAGAGAUCCUCCUCCUUCAUUGAAUGUGCUCUCUCUUAAUGUUCAAUCUUAUAUGAAUGCAAAGACAGGACGGCAAGAAGUUGGUUCUGUGUCUCUGGCACUUUACAAAAGUUUGCCACAAGAUGUGCCCAUCUCUCCGGAGUUACAACCAACGGAGCAAAUAACACUUGUGAGGCCAGUUGGCGGAACUAUGAAUUUACCAGUAGGACUCAAAGGUUUAGCAGAAAAGAAGGGAAUGGCUUUACGUAUUCUGAACAACGAGAAAACCUUGUUGAACUGCUUGGUUGGGAUGAUCAAAAAAUACGAUCCGGAUGUUUUCUUUGGUCAUAGAUUAGAGAAUGUUACCUUGGAUAUCCUUCUACAUAGAAUGAAGGACCUGAAUAUCAAUCAGUGGUCGAAUAUGGGACGCCGAUCAAGAAAGGUUUUCCCAGAAAAGUUUAGCAGGUCUAACGGUCGUUAUAAUCUAUUCCUCAUCCGUGAUAUGCUUGCCGGUAGAUUGCUAUGUGACAUUUCAAAUGACAUGGGGCAGAGUUUGACACCUAAAUGUCAGUCUUGGGAAUUGGCAGAAAUGUAUGAAGUUGUUUGUCGGGAUAAAUAUUCUCCCAUGGAAGUGAAUUUGGCCAACCCUCUUGUUGCAGAAGAUGCCAACAAAUUACUAGCUGCUAUUAAUGAAAAUGCACAGGCAGUUCGAAUAAUAGCGAAAACAGCCUUUGGAAUGCAGAUUUUGACGACUUCAAAACAGCUUACCAAUAUAGCAGGUAAUGCAUGGUCUCACACACUGGGUGGUACCAGAGCUGGUAGAAAUGAGUAUAUUUUGCUUCACGAGUUUGAGAGAGAAAACUAUAUUGUUCCUGAUCGAGAAACCCGUGCUCAGAGGCAAAAGCAAGCAAAUGGUGAAACUGAGGAGAAUGGCGACGAAGGUAAUGAUGAGAGCAAUACUGUAAGUAAUAAAAAAGCAAAAUUCCAGGGUGGUUUGGUUUUUGAACCCGAAAAAGGCUUGCAUAAGAAUUACAUUUUGGUCAUGGACUUUAACUCCUUGUAUCCGUCGAUUAUUCAAGAAUUCAAUAUCUGUUUUACGACAAUAGAAAGAAGUAAUUUGGGUGAAGAUGAACUACCCAAAGUCCCAACGAAAAGUGCUAUGGGUGUAUUGCCCAAAUUGCUUCAACAGUUGGUGACAAGACGUAGAGAAGUCAAAUCGUUAAUGAAAGACCCAAAACUAAGUGCUAUUGAGAAAGCUCAGCUAGAUAUCAAACAAAUGGCUUUGAAAGUUACUGCAAACUCGAUGUAUGGUUGCUUGGGUUAUGUGAACUCCAGAUUCUAUGCAAAACCUUUGGCCAUGUUGGUUACCAACAAAGGUCGUGAAAUUUUAUUGGACACUAGACAGUUGGCCGAAAGUUCAGGAUUAACUGUUGUCUACGGUGAUACAGAUUCCGUGAUGAUUGAUACAAGAUGUGAUUCGUUUGCAGAGGCUAUAAAGAUUGGAAAUGGGUUCAAGGAGAAGGUCAACGAGAGGUACAAAUUGUUGGAGAUCGACAUUGAUAAUGUUUUUAAAAGGUUACUUCUUCAUUCUAAAAAAAAAUAUGCAGCAUUGAACUGUUCCAUCAAUGAACAGAAUGAAGAAGUUACAUCAUUGGAGGUCAAAGGUCUUGAUAUGAAGAGACGUGAGUAUUGCCCACUGUCAAAAGAGCUGUCGAUUUUUGUUUUGAACAACAUUUUACACAGCUCUGAUCCACAGGAAGCAUUGAAUGAAAUCUACGAAAAACUUGAGGAGGUUACAGCUGAGUUUGAUGAAAAUGCAAUUCCAAUGGUGAAGCUACGUAUAAACACAAAACUUUCGAAGGAUCCUUCCAAGUACCCUGGCGGAAAAAGCAUGCCUUCCGUUCAGGUUGCUCUUAGACUCCAGAACCAAGGUAAAAUCAUCAAAGCUGGCAGUGUGAUAACUUUUGUGAUUACAACGGGAGACCCAGAUGGUGAUUCUAAAGAUUUGGAAGGAAGUGCAGCCUCCGUCGCUGAGCGAGCCCGAGCAUUAACUGAAGUUUUGAACUCCAAUUACAAACCAGAUAAAAAAUAUUACUCCGAAAAACAACUUUUCAAUCCAAUCGAUCGGUUACUUACUCGUGUGGAAGGUUACGAUGUUGUCAGACUGGCACAAUCUUUAGGCCUAGAAGCACAUCGAUAUGAGGCCAAGGCCAGAGACAUUGUGCAGCAGCAUGAGUUACAACCAUUGGAAUCGACGAUACCAGACAGUACAAGGUUCAGAGACAUGAAAGAUCUGAAACUAUGCUGUACCAAUUGCUCAAGCGAGUUUCUUUUCGGUGGUAUCCAGCCAAGUGCUGACUACCAGAUGACCUUUUCAGGGAUCAAGUGCAAGCAGUGUGAGCAUAACCUCCAUCCACUUUCCAUUGCUGCGCAGCUAGAACUGUUUAUCCGAACUGAGUUGUCGAUUUACUACCAGUGUUGGCUAGUUUGUGACGAUUGUGGUAUUCAAACUAGACAGGUGAGUGUUUACGGUAAGAGGUGCAUUGGAGCAAAUGGCACUGCACACGAAUGCAAAGGUGUUAUGAGGAUCAAGUAUAGCGACAAGAUGAUUUAUAACCAAUUGCUAUAUUUGCAGACUCUUUUCGAUAUUGAAAAAACCAAGCAACAACAGCUCAAACCUUUGCCGUCCGAUAAACCCCUCCCAGUUACGUUGAAUAAGGGUGAGAUCGAUGCACUUGCUGAACAAAACAGGAAGCAGUUUUCUCUACUUCGAAAAGUUGUACAGAAGUACCUCGAUGUUAACGGAAGAAGAUAUGUUGAUCUUGCGUCCAUUUUCAGAGUCAACUAA
This is a messenger RNA of Pichia membranifaciens NRRL Y-2026, 4485 nucleotides long. RefSeq lists its product as hypothetical. The transcript has 3 exons. Lineage: Eukaryota; Fungi; Ascomycota; Pichiomycetes; Pichiales; Pichiaceae. Gene Ontology annotation, cellular component: alpha DNA polymerase:primase complex. Gene Ontology annotation, molecular function: purine nucleotide binding; chromatin binding; pyrimidine nucleotide binding. Gene Ontology annotation, biological process: lagging strand elongation; mitotic DNA replication initiation; leading strand elongation. The record is from RefSeq and is a predicted model, not a curated record. Bases 1 to 4485 code for a protein of 1494 amino acids.